This is a messenger RNA of Aspergillus steynii IBT 23096, 1039 nucleotides long. RefSeq names its product SNARE domain- containing protein. The record is from RefSeq and is a predicted model, not a curated record. Gene Ontology annotation, biological process: endoplasmic reticulum to Golgi vesicle-mediated transport. The transcript is spliced from 4 exons. The coding region runs from base 157 to 672 and encodes 171 amino acids. Lineage: Eukaryota; Fungi; Ascomycota; Eurotiomycetes; Eurotiales; Aspergillaceae.
AGAUGCCAAACUUCCGGUCUUGAAUUACUCCACCAUGUUUGUUGACUAGCAACUUAGCACCAGAUUCAUGAACAAGAAGCAAGAGGAGAAACACAGAAAAAGAGCAAAAAAUCGAUCCUACUCUAAUACCUUCACUACGACAACUGACGAUCUGUUAUGGCUUCACGAUUCCCACGCUCUAAUCUGCAUCAACGCGAUCCCCGCGCUGCUUCGUCUCUUUUUGACUCGUACGGUGGCAAUUCUCGACCCGCCAGUAGGUCACCCGGCCAAGUCGGUGGGUAUGGGUAUGGAGGAUACCCUGGCCCUGGAGGGGAUGGGUCUUCGAACGGCGGUGCUACGGCGGGAGGCUAUAGAAGCGCGACACCGAAUGCGAAGGGACAAUACUCGGAUGCCGUCCUUUCCCAUCUCGAAUCCCAGAAUGACGUGGAGGUUGAAGGAAUCAGUGCGAAGGUGAAAAUGCUCAAAGAUAUCACACUCGCUAUCGGCGAUGAAAUCCGGGACACCUCUACUAUCUCAGAGCUAAACGAUUCAUUCGACAACACACGUCUCCGAAUCCGAGGAAACAUGAAUCGCAUGCUGCGGAUGGCUGAGCGGACUGGCGUUGGCUGGCGUGUGUGGCUGGGGUUCUUCCUGGCUGUGUUCCUACUUUUUGGGUAUGUCUGGCUGACUUAAAUUGGAGCGUCAGGACCUUCUGUUCUGCAGCCCUGCUUCAUCCUCAAGGUGCUCUCCGCAGUGCCAUCUACCCAUAUCCGUCAAAGCAAUGCCCACCCGUGCACAAGGGCCUCCUUGUACAACCGCUUUUGUUUAUAUAAUUUCGAGGUUUGCCAGCUUAGCAUGAUUACUGGACUAUGGCGUUUCCCCUUUUGGCGUUGUGCUUUUAUCAAUGUUCUAUCCUGCGAUGGGAUUUGCAUCAUCCAACUAGAUUCUUUAUUUCCUUCCCUGGUGCCUCAUUUUCAAUAUUCCAUUUAUAGAAAAAUGGUUGUAACUUAGUCUCAUGUACCAUAUCGAACCACCCAGAUUUCAUCAUAUUGCAUACCCG